Molecule: messenger RNA, 1023 nt
Organism: Colias croceus (clouded yellow)
Lineage: Eukaryota; Metazoa; Arthropoda; Insecta; Lepidoptera; Pieridae
Gene: PI31
Product: proteasome inhibitor PI31 subunit
Exons: 6
Coding region: 148-978 (276 amino acids)
Biological process (GO): proteasome-mediated ubiquitin-dependent protein catabolic process
Molecular function (GO): proteasome binding; endopeptidase inhibitor activity
Source: RefSeq, a predicted model, not a curated record
UUGACACUUGACAGCUGUUGUGGCAUGAGCCAUGACAAUUAGAAAAUCGAAAAGUUAAUUAUUUAUUUGCGAAAACAACUUUUUUCCGAAACAAAACAGUGGUGUUUUUAUUAUAAACCAAUUAAAUUGGGUGUCACAUUCGGCCUGAUGGCGUCUGAUCCUUUGUUCGGGUGGGAUUUAACCUUCAAGACAGUUGAGAAAGAUGUAAAAAGGAAAUCUGAUAUUAUAAUCGCAUUUAUUCAUUGGAAUUUAACGAAAAGAGGUUUCAGAAAUAUCGGGGUCGGCGACGAGCGAACACUAUCUGGAGAUGAAGUAAAGAGUGAAGUUCUACCAACUGGUUGGAAUGACAAUGAUAAUUACACACUUCGCUACAUUUUAGAUGAUAAAUUGUACAUUCUGCAUGGCUUAAAUACUGAUGGAAAUCUUAUUGUGAAUUUAAUGAGGUCAGAAGAUCUAGCCGUAUCAAAUGUUGCCGUUAAAACAGAAGACACUGUGAAAGGCACAAGUGGUCCUAUUGACAAAAUGUUGCCGAAUUACAAAGAUCUAAUGUUCAAUGUAAAAAGAGAUCUCAUAGACACUCUCACUGAGAGAUCUACAAUAAGCAUACAAACACAGACAGGUGUUGGCUCCGGUCUCAGAGUAGCCAGCGAUGAGCCCAUAAGAAUUCCACGUGUCAAUCCUGAUACUCACCUAUGGGAAUUGCCGUCAGCAAAUCUGCCAAAUGUAGGUCGCUCAGAUUUAGAUCCCUUUGCCCCAGGCGGCAGCGGCAUGAUCUUCAACCCAUUUGGACCUCGCAGGGAUAUUGAGAAUCCUGGACUUGGAAUUCCUGGUGGAUUGCCUCGGGGCGCCGUUCCUCCCGGUGCACGUUUCGACCCCUUCGGACCGCCGGGAGUAGGGCCAAUGCCAAGGAGAAGGCCACCACCCCCAGAUGCUGAUCAUCUACCACCACCAGGAUUCAAUGAUAAUAUGUUUUUGUAAAUUCAAUAUUUUGAACAAACUGUACCAAUAAAUAUUAUGUUGGGA